UUCAAGUAUUGUGUUAUUUUUAUAAUACGGAUCUACAAUAUGUCUGGAAGAGGCAAAGGUGGUAAAGGACUCGGGAAAGGAGGCGCCAAGCGGCAUCGCAAAGUGCUCCGUGAUAACAUCCAGGGCAUCACCAAGCCCGCUAUCCGCCGCCUGGCUCGCCGCGGAGGAGUGAAGCGAAUCUCCGGGCUGAUCUAUGAAGAGACCCGCGGGGUGUUGAAGGUUUUCCUGGAGAAUGUGAUCCGGGAUGCCGUCACCUACACUGAGCACGCCAAGAGAAAGACCGUCACCGCUAUGGAUGUGGUGUACGCUCUGAAGCGCCAGGCUCAACAAGCUGAUGGGAGGCGUCACCAUCGCUCAGGGCGGAGUGCUAGUUUGAAAAUGGCAAGAACUAAGCAGACUGCGCGUAAGUCCACCGGUGGAAAGGCGCCCAGGAAACAGCUUGCUACCAAGGCUGCUCGAAAGAGCGCCCCCGCUACCGGCGGCGUGAAGAAACCUCACCGUUACAGACCUGGCACUGUGGCUCUGAGGGAAAUCCGCCGCUAUCAGAAAUCCACCGAGUUGUUGAUCCGCAAACUGCCCUUCCAGCGGCUCGUCCGAGAAAUCGCUCAGGAUUUCAAGACCGACCUGCGCUUCCAGAGCUCCGCUGUAAUGGCGCUGCAGGAGGCUAGCGAGGCUUACCUGGUCGGGCUCUUUGAGGACACCAACCUGUGUGCCAUUCACGCUAUGUCUGGAAGAGGCAAAGGUGGUAAAGGACUCGGGAAAGGAGGCGCUAAGCGGCAUCGCAAAGUGCUCCGUGAUAACAUCCAGGGCAUCACCAAGCCCGCUAUCCGCCGCCUGGCUCGCCGCGGAGGAGUGAAGCGAAUUUCCGGGCUGAUCUAUGAAGAGACCCGCGGGGUGUUGAAGGUGUUCCUGGAGAAUGUGAUCCGGGAUGCCGUCACCUACACUGAGCACGCCAAGAGAAAGACCGUCACCGCUAUGGAUGUGGUGUACGCUCUGAAGCGCCAGGGUCGCACUCUGUACGGAUUCGGGGGUUAAAGAUUUGGACACAAGGACACGAACACAAAGGCUCUUUUAAGAGCCGCC
Messenger RNA from Acipenser ruthenus (sterlet), 1083 nucleotides. RefSeq lists its product as uncharacterized. Gene Ontology annotation, biological process: nucleosome assembly. The record is from RefSeq and is a predicted model, not a curated record. The transcript is spliced from 4 exons. Gene Ontology annotation, cellular component: nucleosome. NCBI's taxonomy places the organism in Eukaryota, Metazoa, Chordata, Actinopteri, Acipenseriformes, Acipenseridae. Gene Ontology annotation, molecular function: DNA binding; structural constituent of chromatin; protein heterodimerization activity. The coding region runs from base 40 to 1035 and encodes 331 amino acids.